UCGAGAAGCAAAACGCGGAAACGCCUGAGAACGAAUCGAAACGAACCUGAGCUGAGUUUUAAUUUAAAUUCAAUUUUUCAUACUCUGUGUGUUUUGGCGGGUUUUUUCCCCCCACCGCCGACCAACGAUCGACCGAGCGUUGACACAUAUAAAUCAGAGCAAAUUGCGGCUAGUUGUGAAUGAGCCAAGUUAAGGCGGAGAUUGCAGCGCGCGCAGCUUUCGAAUCUAUCUCAAGUGUGGUAAUUUCUGUUGGCUAAUUGUGCAAGUAAAAGAUACGAAACGUGGUGUGUGUGUGUGUGCUGAAGUGUGUGUAUUUGCCAGUGGCAGCAGUGUGUGUGCGUGCUCACUCAAUCUUUGCUCAAUCGCAAUCUUUGGGCAUUGCCAAAACUGGUUAACUAAAAGCAAACGUGUUCUUUACGUUUUUUGUGUUGACUUUGCCAGCCGCAAAGCCACAGAGUUAGUCAGCAAAAUCACAAAAAAAAACAACAACUAACAACAAAACCAAAAGUACACAAAUUACAGCAAAAAAAGAUAAUAACAAAUUGUGGCAACAGUGUUCCUGUGGCAAUAAAGUCAGCCAACUGCAACGAAGAGAGCUCUAGUACCCGCUAAGAACCCCGAGGAAGUCAGACAGCCGCGGAAUGGACGCCGCCGCCGAUGGAGUACCGCCAGCGGCGCCAGCAGCAGCAGCAACAACGGCCAACAGCGAUCUGGACUUGGCGGCCCGACGACGGCUCUUCAUUUCACAGCCUUCAACUUUGGCUACGCGCCGCCAGCAGGCGGUUUGUGUGCGUCGUGCCCACAAGAUGUAUGGAAGCAGCAAGAAUCCCAAUGUCGUACUCGAUGGCCUGAACAUGACAGUGCCCAAGGGCUCCAUAUAUGGUCUCCUGGGUGCCUCUGGAUGUGGAAAAACAACGCUUCUCAGUUGCAUCGUCGGACGACGUCGCCUCAAUUCGGGUGAGAUUUGGGUGCUCGGCGGACGUCCAGGAUCGCGUGGUUCUGGAGUGCCAGGACCUCGAAUUGGCUAUAUGCCACAGGAGAUAGCCCUUUACGGCGAAUUCACAAUGCGUGAGACUUUAAUCUACUUUGGCAUCAUUUCGGCCAUGGCCCGCAGCGACAUCGAGGAUCGCACCGAAUUCCUCCUAAAAUUGCUCAAUUUGCCAAAUGCGUCGAAAUUUGUCAAGAAUCUUAGUGGUGGCCAACAGCGAAGAGUGAGUCUGGCAGUGGCCCUGCUCCACGAACCGGAGCUCCUCAUCCUGGAUGAGCCCACAGUGGGCGUGGAUCCCGUAUUGCGACAGAGCAUCUGGGAUCAUUUGGUGGACAUUACGAAAAAUGGUCAUACGACUGUGAUAAUCACCACACAUUACAUCGACGAAUGUGCCCAGGCACAUAUGAUUGGCCUCUUGCGUGGUGGCAAAAUGCUGGCCGAGGAAUCACCGGAUUACCUAAGGCAGCAGUACAAUGCCGAGUCACUGGAGGAUGUUUUCCUGAAGCUCUCCGUUAUGCAGAAUAUGGGAAAACGCCGACGCUCCUCAAUUGCCCAGGAAAUUGUCGAGCAGGUGACCGUGCCGGCAAUCUCGAAUCCAGCUCUGGACAUGUCAGAUGAGCAACAUGCCGCGGAGAUAUCCGGCGAGUUUGGUGACAAUAUCUCAAUGUCCUCGGCAGCCAGGGAUCCGAUUACCACCACCACGCCGGCAGCUCCACCAUUGCCUCCGGUUCAGGAGACACCUACAUCGUUUUGGUACAAUCUUCAUGUGAUGCAAUCGCAUCACCUACACGCCCUGAUCUGGAAAAACUUUCUGUGGAUGAUGCGGAAUGUGGGGGUUAUGCUGUUCAUUGUCGGCCUGCCGGUGGUCCAGAUACUACUCUUCUGCUACGCCAUUGGGCAUGAUCCCACCGGACUCAAAUUGGCCGUGGCAAAUCACGAGAUGUCCAGUGAAAUGAUUAUGGAACAAUUCUGCCCGGUGAACACCGGAUGCAAUCAGACGAUGCUGAGCUGCCGUUAUCUCGAUAUGCUGGUCAAGAACAAGAGCAUGGUUGUGAAAUAUGUAAACGAUGAUGAAUUAGCCUACGAGGAGGUUAGAAAAGGCAAAGCCUGGGCAGCCAUAGUGAUCCAACCGAACUACACUGCCUCUCUGAUGGAACGCGUUGAGGAUGGUCGCUAUGCAGAGGAUGGUACCAUUGAAUCCUCCGAUCUGUCAGUACGCAUGGAUUGGUCCAAUCAACAAAUCUCCCAGCUUAUGUAUCGUGAUCUUCAGUUUACAUUCUUCAACUUUGUGGGCAAUAUGCUAGGCGAUUGUGAUUUGAACCCAAAACUAGGACAUGUUCCCGUCGAAUUUGAGCAACCCAUCUAUGGCUAUCGCAAUCCCAACUUUACGGACUUUGCCGCCCCGGGUGUGAUCCUGACCAUUAUCUUCUUUUUAUCCGUGGCCAUAACAUCGGGUGCGAUGCUGAUCGAGCGGAAUGAGGGCAUGUUGGAGCGUUGCCUGGUGGCGGGAAUAACUGGUCCAGAGAUCUUGCUUUCCCAGGUGGUCACCCAGUUCACCGUGAUGCUGAGCCAAACGAUCUUCGUACUUAUCGUUAGCUUCUAUUUCUUUGAGCUAACCCUGGUGGGUGAUAUAUGGCUCGUGGUGGCUCUCUGCAUCCUCAAUGGUCUUUGUGGCAUGAGCUUCGGUUUCGUCAUCUCCUGCGCUGUGGACACUGAGCGAACGGCAACAUAUGUGGCCAUGGGAUCCUUCCUGCCCAUCGUUAUGUUGUGUGGAAUUAUUUGGCCAAUUGAGGGUAUGUUCCCGCUGCUUCAGUUCGCCACGGCUUUCCUGCCCCUGACCAAGCCCACGGAAUCAAUGCGAUCGAUCCUGCAACGCGGCUGGGGCAUCGAUAAUCCCACAGUGUAUAAUGGCUUCAUCUCGAUUUCGUCUUGGGUUCUGGUGUUCCUCAUCCUCACCAUCUUGCUGCUGAAGUUUAAGAAGGGUUAAGCACAUAGAGAAGGGGUACAAGAAUUAUUCAUUUGAAAAUGUAGUUUAUUUUUCCAAUAAAUCGGGGUAUUCUUUAGCAGUUAA
This is a messenger RNA of Drosophila serrata, 3059 nucleotides long. It is a transcript of the gene osy, whose product is annotated as ABC transporter oskyddad. NCBI's taxonomy places the organism in Eukaryota, Metazoa, Arthropoda, Insecta, Diptera, Drosophilidae. Gene Ontology annotation, molecular function: ATP binding; ATP hydrolysis activity; ABC-type transporter activity. Gene Ontology annotation, cellular component: membrane. The record is from RefSeq and is a predicted model, not a curated record.